Messenger RNA from Ornithodoros turicata, 2244 nucleotides. RefSeq names its product EGF domain-specific O-linked N-acetylglucosamine transferase-like (gene Eogt). Gene Ontology annotation, cellular component: endoplasmic reticulum lumen. Lineage: Eukaryota; Metazoa; Arthropoda; Arachnida; Ixodida; Argasidae. The record is from RefSeq and is a predicted model, not a curated record. Gene Ontology annotation, molecular function: protein O-acetylglucosaminyltransferase activity. The transcript is spliced from 15 exons. The coding region runs from base 247 to 1785 and encodes 512 amino acids.
UUUGCGCGCGGCGCAGAACACGAUUUCGGAUUGGUCACGCCGUAAAUGACGUCACGCGUCAAAACAACAUGGCUGCGCACGCGUGUGAGAUGCUGUCGUGCAGUUCCUAACUUUUGCUGCAGUUUUGAAACUUAGUUUUAGGCUCUUAAAUUAUGUAUUGCAUCCACAAACGCUGCGUCUUGUUUUCUCAAGCAAUUCGGGUGCGUAGUUGGAAUUAUAUUUGUUCGUGAGCGUCGACUUUCCUCAAUGCUGAAGUGGAGAGCUUUGUUCGUCUGCUUUGCGUUGGAAGCGCUGGGCAGGAAGGUGUACGAUGUGGAUCUGCCUGAAGAGCACAUGGCUUGCUUCUUUCGAAACAAUCCAAAUGCAAGGCGGCAAUGUGAACGAGAUGCAAACUGUCCUUUUAGGCACCUGACAAACAGCACCUGCUGCUGGGGCCACGAACCCAACUGCUCCCCGAAGCAUCGUUACUAUUCCGGUAGCUGUCCUGGAAAUUCCAAAGGAUGGACUGUGAGCAAGGCAGCCCAGUUGGAAAAAUUUUUUGAGCAGGGCGAUUUUGGAUAUGUUGCAGAACGAAGGAAGAAACUGAGCAUACUGUGUCGCCCCGAGAAAUCUGGUGAUUCUCUCCUUGAAUGUACACCCAAUACAGAGCUCUGCAGAGCAAAACACAUCAGACUGGACUUUGAGCGCCUGUUAAAGCUCCCUCCGCCCGUUAAGUACAGAGAAGAUAUCCUGGGACCAGGCCUUAUUGGAGGAUGCUGUCGACUAGAUGUCAAAGCCUUGAAAGCAGAGGGGCAUCAUAAGAGCCCGUUGCAGUCGUGGUAUGCAGAAUUGGAGCACUUUGCUGAAUUCUCGGAAACAGAUGCCAGUGACUGUGACAUUGUGAUAAAGAAGCCCACUGUACUCAUGAAGUUGGACGCAACCGUGAAUAUCUACCACCAUUUUUGUGACUUUGUGAACUUGUACCUGAGCCUUCAUUUCAACAAUACAUUCCAUAAGGACUUCAACAUUUUAAUCUGGGACACAUUUCCUUACAGGAGCAAUGUUGCACCCAUAUGGAAGGCAUUUACCCAUCUCGAACCCCUGACGUUAGCACCGUACGCAGGCAAAAAGGUGUGCUUCCAUGAGGCUCUGUUUUCUUUUUUGCCACGCAUGAUUUUUGGGCUGUACUACAACAUGCCCUUGGUACCAGGUUGUUCUGGGAGUGGAAUAUUUCGUGCCUUCAAUCGACAUGUUUUGCAUCGCCUGAGGAUAAAAGUUGAACGCCCGAAACACGUACGUAUUACGUUCGUCUCGAGAAUUAGCAAGCACCGGUUAGUACUUAACGAAGAUGAGCUCAUUGCUCGAGCAAAGAAGCUGCAAGGCGUUUCUGUGCAUCGAGUGAGCUUCACACACGCGACACCUUUCGUCGAGCAGAUCGCUGUCAGCGCAAACACAGAUAUUUUAAUCGGCAUGCACGGAGCUGGACUCACCCACGUCCUGUUCCAGCCCGACUGGGGAGUUCUUUUCGAGCUGUAUAACUGCGAGGAUGAAGCCUGUUACAGAGAUCUUGCAAGGCUGCGAGGUGUUCGUUAUGUGACAUGGGAAGAUACAAAGAAACUCAGACCUCAGGACGAGGAAAAAAAAGAACAUCAUCCUUGUCUCUCAACACAGGGCCAUCACCCUACCCUGGGCGCUCAUGCAAAGUUUACAAACUACGAGUUUGAUGCGGAAGAAUUCAUGCGUCUGCUUCGCCUCCAGGUGGAGCAUGUGAGGUCCAAGAUCUCUGUGAUGCACGAUGAGCUGUGAUACCUUUUCUGCACCGUCCUCCUCCAAAGUGCCUCAGAGAGCUUUCAGACGGGUUCACUGUCACUAUACCUCAUUUUUUCCAUAUACCGAGUCUUUCUAUGGGGCACAUUUUUUUAUUACUUUUUUUUUCAUAAGGGGCAAACUGUGACAUGGAGAAAUAAAUCUGAUGCUCAGUACUGAUAAGGGAUAACUCGAGCCUUGCCUCCUUAUCCACUGUUUCAUAUCCUGAUACAGCAAAUAAGGUUGUGAAUCGCUGCUUUGUUUUUUAAGCUGCAACCUUACCAUGCUCUCGAUUGCUAUUGAAGCUUAAACCCUUAAAGAAAUGGAACGUUAAACUCAUGGUUUGGAAGGCUAACUCAUACAGUGCUAUUCCACUUCUGGCAAUGUCCUGGCCAGCACUGAAACAGUAAAAUGUCCUCGUCUUUACAUGAUCCAAAAUAAAUAAGUCGAUUUGGUGUA